This is a messenger RNA of Fusarium falciforme, 4479 nucleotides long. RefSeq names its product SGNH-hydro domain-containing protein. Gene Ontology annotation, biological process: lipid metabolic process. The record is from RefSeq and is a predicted model, not a curated record. Bases 1 to 4479 code for a protein of 1492 amino acids. The transcript is spliced from 2 exons. Gene Ontology annotation, molecular function: phosphatidylcholine lysophospholipase A1 activity; phosphoric diester hydrolase activity. NCBI's taxonomy places the organism in Eukaryota, Fungi, Ascomycota, Sordariomycetes, Hypocreales, Nectriaceae.
AUGGCGUGCAAGAAGCCAUGGAGUGCCUUCGCCCUGGCGAUGGUGCUCAUGGCCAACUUUUUACCACUGGCAGCAGCUCUCCCGAAUCUCCGUAUCAUGCCCCUCGGAGAUUCCAUCACCAAGGGUAGUGGCUCCAGUGGUAUCGUUGGCUACCGAGGCCCUCUUCGCCGCAAGCUCCUGAGCCAAGGCAAGGACGACGGGAUUACCGUCGACAUGGUUGGAAGUCUCACAGAUGGCAACAUGCCUGACAACAACCAUGAGGGCCAUAGUGGAAGGUACCUGGACGAGAUUAACACGUACUGGAAACUAUCCAUCAAAUCCCGCCCCAACUUAGUUCUCAUCCAUGCCGGUACAAACAACAUGGAUAAGAACCGUGACCUUGACAUUGCCCUCGAUAUCUACCGGAAUAUGAUCGACGGCAUCUUUACUGAAGCCCCCGAGGUCACUAUCCUUGUUGCUCCUGUCAUCUGGGCCAACAAGCCGGCUAUGCAAGUCAACACCGACAACUUCAACCCGCAGCUCGAGGCCCUGAUCAAGUUGAGGCAGCAGCAAGGAAAGCGUAUCCUUCCUGUGCCCAUUGACAUCGGCCCUGGUGACCUUUGGGAUGAGAAGCACCCCAACGACAAGGGCUACGAGAAGAUGGCCAAUGCUUGGCUCAAGGCUAUCCUGGAAGCCGACUCUCGCGGCUACCUGAAAAAGCCCGUCGCCAUGACCGACGACGACGCCCCGAACACGGGCAUCGGAAACUCGGCCGACGGUGGCUCCGAGAUUGGCGGCUCUCACGACAAGAUCUGGCAGAAGAAGGGCACCGUCUUUGAGGGUUUCCGCACCUGGGAAACUGUCGGCACCAUCGCGGCUGCGGCCGAGAACGGCAGCCGUGACAAGUUGAUCCUGGCUGACCUCAACGGCGACGGCAUCUCUGACUACGUCCUUGCCGAUAACGACGGCACGGUUCGGGCCUGGAUCAACGGAGGCAAGCCCAACUCCUGGACGAGCCUCGGCAAGGUCAACCCGGCCUGGAGCUCUAUCAAGGGUGACAUGAUACGGAUGGCCGAUGUCGACAAUGACGGCAAGGCAGACCUGAUUGUUCUGUACUCGGACGGUGCAGCAAAGGUCUGGAAGAACACAGACAAUGGUAAGAAGUUUGAAGCCCUUGACUCCAAGUGGGCCACAGGUCUGGCGUCUUCAGAAAAGGUUCAUUUUGAGGAUAUCGAUGGUGACGGAUAUGCCGACUACGUUAUCGUUUACAGCGGUGGCGGUGUCAGAUGGGCACGCAACACGCACAACAACGGCAAGGAUAGCAGCAAGAAGAACUGGGAGAAUGACGAGGCUAUCGCCCCUGGUCCUGCUGGAAUGCCAGCCAAUAGGGCAAGAAUUCGCGAUGUCGACGGCGAUGGCAAGGCUGACUACCUGGUUGUCUAUGAUGGCGGUGCCGUCAAGGCCUGGCGCAACACCAUUGGAGACGGCGGCACCGAUAACAACUGGGCCGACCUGGGUACCAUCGCUCCCGGCGUGUCAGGCGUCACUGGAAACAUGAUCCGGUUUGCGGACAUGGACGGUGACGGUUUGCCCGACUUUCUCGCGGUUGCUGAUGACGGAAGCAUCCGCAUGUGGAAGAACCUGGGCAUCGCUGGCACCAAGGGCGCCAGCCUCCGGUUUGCCGAUCUGACUGGCGAUGGAAAGGAUGACAUCAUCUCUGUCGAUGCCAAGGGCCGGGCUCGUGCCUGGACCAACAAGGGCGUUGACAAGUGGGAGUCGAUGGGCGAGAUCGCGCCUGGCCUCGAUGAGGAUCUCUCUUCGGCACGUAUCGAGUUUGCCGAUGUGAAUGGCGACAAGAAGGCCGACUAUCUUGUCAUCUACGGUGGAGGUGCAGUCAAGGCCUAUCUGAACAACGGCAACCUUCCCAACCCCGGAAGCAACCGCAUCUGGCAGAACCCCAUCACCCUCUCGCCCGGCGUUGGAGAGCCUGGCAGCAAGGUACGCUUUGCAGACAUGAACGGAGAUGGCUACGACGACUUCCUCAUCCUCUACGAAGGCGGAGCCGUCAAGUGCUGGCUCAACAACAAGAACGUGCCGCCAAAGGAUGGUGAGCGCAUCUGGGGUGAAGGCCAGACUGUGGCAACAGGCGUCGGCGAGCCAGGCAGCAAGAUCAGAUUCGCCGAUCUCACAGGCGACGGCAAGGCCGACUACAUCGUCCAGUACGAUGGAGGUGCCGCCAAGGCCUACCGCAACCUGGGCAAGAUCGGCACCAACAAAGGCGGCCGGAAAUGGAGUCUCAUUGGUACGGUUGCCACAGGCGUCAGCCCCCAGGGACCUGUUUACUACGCGGACCUGAACGGAGAUAAGAAGGCCGACUACCUCGUUGGCUUCGAUGGCGGUGCUGUCAACGCAUAUAUCAACCAAUACGACUGGAUCCCAGACAAGGAUGAAGACACUGGAGGUGGCGACGAUGGUGGUGAUGAUGGCGGCAACGACGACGAUGAGAAAUGGUCAUGCAAAGACCACAAGUCCACGUAUGGAAAGGGCCCAGACCCCUACGGCGUUUACAAGUCCUACUCUGGCGCGCUCAAGGGCCUUCAGUACUUCACCGUCGUCAACCUCACCCCAUACACCUUCAAAUACGACGCAGAUGGCUCCCACUCAAACCAGAUGAAGAAGUGGGACUUUGGUGACGUUGAACCCGGAAGAGCUCGACAGAAUGCUGCCUUCUACGACGAUGGUGGCGGUUUCGGCUUCAGGGUCGACGCCAAGGGAGAGGCCUACUACACCAUCGGCGACACUGGUAAGAAGUUCGCUGUCCGUGUGACAAACAACUUUGAUGACGAGGAACAUCCCUACCGUGUGAUUUGGGAUCUGAAUGGCAUGGGCGCAGGCCAGCGCGAGGUCAAGUGCCCAGACCAAGAGGCCGCCGUCACGCUCGUCAUCACAGGCAGCCCUGAUUAUGAACACGGCUUCAUCACAUCCAUCAGGUUCGGUCGAGGAGACUGGAUGCACAUGAUCCAUGACACCAUCAAGGACCGCAAGCUAAGGGAGGUCAUCAUGCCUGGCUCACACGAUGCCGGCAUGAGUUACCUAUCGGGCAAGUUCCACGGUGAUGGUAUCAAGGGCAACACACAGACUCAGGGGAUCAACAUCAACCACCAGCUUUGGGCCGGAUCGCGGUGGUAUGAUCUGCGAGUAGUCUCGAUCCAUAAGGGCUCCAUGGCCGAUAACGACUAUUCAUUCUGGAUCUCUCACAUGUCAGAGUUCGGGGGCAUCUAUCACGGCAACACGGGCGAGAGCCUGGACGAGGUGAUUGAUGAGAUCAACGAUUUCACCUCGGAAAAUCCUGGCGAGGUCAUCGUCUUGCAGUUCCGCUAUCUGCACGGCAUGCACGACGCGGCGAACAGCCCGCGCCGCCCCUGGACCAAGGACAUCAGAGGGGAAUUCUUUAAAAAGCUCAGGACCAUCAAUAACCGUUGCGCCAACGUCCACCUGAAGGAGGGCGUCAAGGGCAAGGAGCACGCGAUUCAAGAUCUGAAGAUAAGCCAACUGCAACGCGGCGCAACGUUUACAGGUGCGGAGGAUACGGAUCAGAAGGCCAAUGGCUGUGUCCUCAUCUUCCUGGACGGUGAUUCGAUGCUCACUGACACCAAGGAGCUCACGGAGAGCGACACCUACUCACGCAGCGACGGCAUUUACCACAAGAAUGAUAUGCAUAUGGAAGAUGCUUGGCCCAAUGAGUCCGAAGUCGAAUUCUCAGCUGAGGAGGCCGUCGAGAUGUGGCUGAACCAGGCAGAUGUGAGCAAGCUUCACAUCGGCCAGUGGGUUGUCACAGGUGGCAUCAGGGCCAUCGACUGGAACGCGGAAGUCAUGAACAGCGUCUUCCCCUGGAGGGCCAUCAACACAAUCGACCCCAAGUCGGACAUGUAUCCCUCUGUCUUUUUGAUGGAUUACAUCGGCGUGUUUGUCUCGGGUGAGACAGACUGGAAUCUCUUGAGCGCCGAGGCCUACGCCAUGGCCAUCGGCCUGAACCUGUACACCAUGAGCGAGAACUGCGGUGUCAACCCCGACAAGAGACCGCCGCUGCUUCCAAAGGAGAGCAAGAGCCAGAGGCUCGCCAGUGACAAGCAGCGUCCACAGUGGAAUGGAAUCAUCUACGCGAACGGUACCGUCAACGACAAUCCACCGGCCGACCUGCAUCUGGGCUGCAUCGAGACCUUGAAGAAGGGAACUGUAUUCGGCAACGGAACGAUUCUGGAGAAGGACAUGCCGAACCCCAACUGCAACACCAAGGGGCCUCCCAAGAUUGAUACUCUGCCCUCGUUUGGCAUUUCCGAGUCCACACUGAGCACUUCUGUGACUACGCUGAGCACUCCUGUGCCUACACUGAGCUCAUCUGUGCCUACACUGAGCGCUUCUGCGUCUACGCUGAGGACAGCCGUGCGGAUAACGAGCACCACGAGCAGCGUGUUCGCCACACCUACCGGCCGUGCUUAG